This is a messenger RNA of Orussus abietinus, 1243 nucleotides long. RefSeq lists its product as uncharacterized. The transcript is spliced from 3 exons. Lineage: Eukaryota; Metazoa; Arthropoda; Insecta; Hymenoptera; Orussidae. The record is from RefSeq and is a predicted model, not a curated record. Gene Ontology annotation, molecular function: zinc ion binding. Gene Ontology annotation, cellular component: nucleus. The coding region runs from base 169 to 1041 and encodes 290 amino acids.
UGGAAUAGACGACGAGUACGCUAUACUAGUCUAUAACUUUAUGAUCAAAAGAACGUGAUGUAUGACGUAUAUUUGAAACAUCUUGUUUAUAAAAGACUUUUAAUACAAUUCUUCCAUAAAAGUUAAUCAUAAACGGACUUAAAUUGUGGUAAAACAUACGAUACAACAAUGUUGCCUAUUCGGUGUCGAGGAUGUCUUACUAAUUUGGAAAAUGAAAAUAAUGGUAAAGAUAUAUUCAAAGAUGAUCUUGCCAUCGAUACAGUCAAUUUAGAAGACCAGUCACAAAGCACAUUAAACUUGAAUAAAAGAAUCAAAUUAGACUCCUGUAUCGAAUUAAUUACCGGGAAAGAGAUCACAGAAACUGACAAUUUGCCACGUGUUCUGUGUGCAACGUGUCUGAAGAAACUAGAAGCAUGUAUUCAGUUUCGUUUUCAGUUAUUGACAUCCCUUGAAAUAUUAAUUACUUCGGUGAGUCAUGAUGAUGCAUUUAAUCCAACAUUAGCAUGCGAUGUGAAUGAUGACAGUAGUCUUGCAAGUAAAGCGUUUGAUGCGGAAAUAAAAGGGAAGAGUCAAGAAAAAGGAACAGAUGUUCUUCAAUCUGUAAGUGAGAAUAUUUGCAAAGGAAUAGAUUCGAAACAGAUUUUGGAUGAUUUAAUAAAUGUUGAUGAGAACAGUGCAUCUGUAGAUUUUAACGUAAUAUUAAACGAAGAAGCAGAUGCAGUUGAUGUAACAAACUGUAACAAACACCGAAAUGAUAAAGAAAAUAAUAAUCUGAUUGAAUCCGAAAGUUCAAAUGACAGUAUAAAUCUUCAAUGCUCUAUAGAAAAACGGACUAAAAUUCAAGAUAAUGACAUCGAAUCUGAGAUCGAUGUAUGUUCUGGAGAAGAUGAUGAAGUAUUGGAAUUAGAUAUUCAAAGCAGAAAAAAUGAGACCAUUGUACUCGAGAGUUCUUCCGAAUCUGAUAUCGAAGUGUGUGAUUAUGAACCAACAGGAAAGAAAAUAAGGAGUUACAAAACUUUAACUCAACCUAUAUUCUUUUAGCAGUGUUUCGUGCAUCUGCAACAUUGUCAAACCAGCUUGUGUAUAGCUUAUGUUAAUGAGGUUACAAAAGAAUAGAUCUUAAUGUGUGGCAUACAAUAAUUUAUGAUUGACGAGAGACUAUAUUUUAGUUGCUUUAGUUUAUGAAUAUACGAAGUAAGUUUUAACCAUUCUGUAUUAAAUAAAGCACCUCUAUGAAUUUUCA